UAUUCAGAGCAUUUUGUGUUUUAAACGAUGGGGCCACGUUCUGCCGCCCCCUCGAGACGCGAUUGGGAGCGACCAAACACAGAGUAACUACACUUUAAGAGCCCCGCGCGAUUUCCCGCCGUCCAGUCCAUCCCGAAGGCGGGUCGUGAGGGCAAGGGCUCUGCGCACGCGCGGCGCAGGCGCACGUGGGGCCGGCGCUGUGGCUAGUGAGUGACUGGAGUCGCGAUCGUGAGGCGGAGGGCCACGCAGACGCCGCAAGGAGGACUUUCAAAAUGCCUGCAGCCCCUCAAGCACCGGCAAGGGGAUCCAUUCGCAAGACAAGACCUCUGGUUGUAAAGACAUCGUUGAACAACCCCUAUGCUCUCUGUUGGAGCACCCUGGAGAGAGAGGACAUACACUUCAUAUUACAGACACUUGAGGAGAAGUUUAAAUCUAUUGGACUUCGGAAAAUUGAGGAUAAGAAAAAAAGGAAAAAAACACCUUUUAUAAAGAAGCACAGGGUAGAAAGAUGCAGCCUAGAUGUUGAUAUAAGUGAUGAUCUGAAAGACAAAAGGCCAGAAGCUAACCAGCAAGUUUCAGGGUGGACACCUGUGCAGGUCAGGAAGCAGCUUGCUAUCGGUGUUAAUGAAGUCACCAGAGCCCUGGAAAGGAGUGAACUGCUCUUAGUUUUAGUGUGUAAGUCAGUCAAGCCUGCCAUCAUCACCUCACACUUGAUUCAGCUAAGUGUAAGCAGAAUCGUUCCUGCAUGUCAGGUUCCCCGCCUCAGUGAGACGCUCGCCCCUGUCAUUGGCUUAAAAUGUGUGCUAGCACUGGGAUUCAAAAAGCACACCACUGACUUUGUGGAUGAAGUAAAAGCUAUCAUUCCCAGAGUUCCCAGUUUAACUGUACCAUGGCUUCAAGACAGAAUUGAAGAUUCUGGAGACAAUUUAGAGACUGAAUCUUUGGGAAGCCAAGACAAAGAGACUUUGGAAACUUCAUUUGAAGACCUCUCAAAGCACAAGAGAAAACUUGAAGGUCAGCAAGUCUCUGUAUCUUUACAGCCUCUUAAAAUAAAGAAAUUGAUUCCUAACCCUAAUAAGAUAAGGAAACCACCCAAAAGUAAAAAAACUACUUCAAAGUAAUCCUGUAUAAACUUUUCAUUUCAUGCAAUUUAUAAAAGGACACCUUGUAAUGAAGCCUUGAAACAAAUAAAGUGAAAAAUAUGUGUGUAUAUUGGGAUCCUGUGUAGUGAUGUUU
Molecule: messenger RNA, 1236 nt
Organism: Sciurus carolinensis (gray squirrel)
Lineage: Eukaryota; Metazoa; Chordata; Mammalia; Rodentia; Sciuridae
Gene: Rpp38
Product: ribonuclease P/MRP subunit p38
Exons: 2
Coding region: 273-1121 (282 amino acids)
Biological process (GO): tRNA 5'-leader removal
Cellular component (GO): fibrillar center; ribonuclease MRP complex; nucleolar ribonuclease P complex
Molecular function (GO): ribonuclease P activity; ribonuclease P RNA binding
Source: RefSeq, a predicted model, not a curated record